AUGUUAAUACCAAACGUCGAAGCUAAGAUUAUAGCAGACGAUGGACGAGAAUUGGGUUACGAUGAACUCGGUGAACUUUGUGUUCGAGGACCUAACAUAAUGAAGGGAUAUUUAAAUAACGAAGGUGCAACAAAUGCUGCAUUUGAUAAGGAUGGAUUUUUAUAUACAGGAGAUGCCGCUAUUAUGGAUAGACAAGGAAAUUUAUUUAUUACAGAUCGUCUUAAAGAGUUAAUCAAAUAUAAGUGCUUCCAAGUCGCCCCUGCAGAACUAGAGGAAAUCAUAAUUUCUCAUCCUGUAGUAUCAGAUGCUGCUGUGGUUGGUGUUAACUGUGAAGCAGAUGCUAUCGAACACCCCUUGGCCUAUAUUACACUUAAACCCGAAUACGAACAAUCACAGGAAAUAUCUAAUGAGAUAAUGGACUACGUUUCUAAUAAAGUAAAGCCAUAUAAAAGGUUGCAUGAUAUAUUAUUUAUUGGUAAAAUACCAAAAAAUGAAUCGGGGAAAAAAUUAAGAAGGAUAUUGAGGGAUAAGGCUAAAGCAGA
Acaulospora morrowiae is the source of this 542-nucleotide messenger RNA. The record is from the annotation of a GenBank genome assembly. NCBI's taxonomy places the organism in Eukaryota, Fungi, Glomeromycota, Glomeromycetes, Diversisporales, Acaulosporaceae.